Molecule: messenger RNA, 723 nt
Organism: Colletes gigas
Lineage: Eukaryota; Metazoa; Arthropoda; Insecta; Hymenoptera; Colletidae
Product: lysozyme-like
Exons: 4
Coding region: 140-604 (154 amino acids)
Molecular function (GO): lysozyme activity
Source: RefSeq, a predicted model, not a curated record
CGAAAGAACGGAGUAUCGAGUGAAUAUCGUGUCAACUAUCGCGAGGGAAUUCCCAAAUAUUAAGCACAUUACGAGUUCAAAGAUAAUUAGCUUCUCCGUCGAAUAACAAAAUUACUCGAGUACGGAAACAGUGGGAAACAUGGCCCUUCUUUCGAAUAUUUUCUUUACUGUGUGUUUAUUGCCGGUAAUAUUAAUUUACGCACAAGCACCGGCAUCAGGGGGUGUAACGAUAUCAAAAACUUGUUUCGGAUGCAUAUGCGAAGCUGCCUCCGGAUGCAAUGUUACAUUGGGUUGCGACGGUUCCGUUUGCGGAGCAUUUCGUAUAACAUGGGGUUAUUGGGCCGAUGGUGGAAAACCAAAACUUGAGAAUUCGGAUCAGGACAAAGACGCGUAUUCACGAUGCGUGAACGACCCGUAUUGCGCGGCUCGUGCGGUACAGGGUUACAUGGAUAAAUUUGCUCAGGAUUGUAAUGGAGAUGGUAACAUCAAUUGUGACGAUUUUCUACGCAUUCAUCGAUUGGGUGGAUACGGAUGCAGUGCUCCUCUAGAGGCAAAAUACGAAAAUACUUAUAAGCUUUGUAUGAAAACCUUUGAGACGGUUUAAUGACGAACUUUUAAUGCCGUGCACGCAUGACGAAAUAUGAAUAUUGAAUUAUAAAAUUAUGUUACAUUUAUUCUCAUUGCAAGGUUUACAAACUGAUCAAAUAAACUUUAAAAAUAGUC